UCUUUGACCUUCGGGGAAGCGUGCGAUUUCGCUGUUUGCCACGAUUUCGCCAAAGAUGCCGCUGCCAUGGUCGUGGCUGCCGUUCGCGGGAACCUCUGCCGCCGCCUUCUCGCUGGGCUCUCAGAAUAUGAGUUCGUCCGACGACUCGGCGCACAGCAGUGCAGAAUCCACGUUUGAUGAGGAGAAUUCCGACGCCGACGUGUCCGACACGGCGUCCACGACCAUGAGUGGCGAGUCCCAUGCUGGCAGCAGGGUGAUAUUGGCCAGGAGCAAGACCAAGAUGGCCCUGAUGCGACACAACUUGUCGAACGGUCAACGUGUCCUGCACAAGAUCCGGUGCCGCGUCUCGGGUCUGCUGCUCAUGCUGGGCCUGGUGUGCUCCGUGUGCGUCAUGUUCGAGUACUCUCGGUCACGAAGCCUUGAGGAUGCUGAUGUCUUGGACACAGGCAAGUACAUCGACCAGGUCAUCUUCGGCUUCCUGCUCUACUUCUGCCAGAUCGUUUGUUGCUGCCUGGCUCCCCUGCAGGAUGACGCCAAGCUCACGCGCCUGGCGCUGUUGCAGCUGGCCACCGUGGCGUUGCUUGGGGCCAUCUUCCAGGUCUGGCCCGCCAUCCAAAUCUCCUUGGACCAGCAUGCAGGAAAUGAGUGCAGCAUGUACGGAAUGGACAUGGAUCCCAUCGGCUGCCACCUGAACCUGGCCCAGCUGUGCAUGCGUAUGACCGCUCUGGCAUUCAUGGUCGUCGGAAAUCUCGUGACCAUGUUUUUCUCAGACCCGGAUCGAAUGCAGAGGUGCAUGUGGACGAUUGCAGCGACGUUCCUGUUGGUUGAGAUUUUGGCCAUCCUCAUGCACGUCAUUGUCUCGGCGAUCCUACUGCACAUCUUCGACCCCAUGGCCAUGCGCUUCCUGGGCAUGUUGCCCUCCAUGGUGCUCAGCCGCGCCUCGAUGCUCCGCAGCAGGUUCCAGGUCUGGGUCACGGGCUUCUUCAGCUACCGCAACAACCGGGCGGCGGCCGCCGGCAUCGCUGGCUUGGUGGGCAACUGCUCCAUCCCUGAGGUCAUGAGCCAAGCGAAGAAGCGCUUCCGCUGCGUGGACUUUUCCAGGCUAGACCGACAGGAGCUGUCCACGAACAAACCCAGCCCUACUUGCUUUACGCUCUCUCGCCACAUCAAGUUGGGAUGCUGCGACGCCUUUAUUUCGCACUCCUGGCAUGAUGAUGCGCCUGCUAAAUGGGAAGCCAUGACCUGGUGGAAGUCCAUGUUCCAGAACAGCAGGCAGCGUUCGCCGAUGAUCUGGCUGGACAAAUGCUGCAUCGAUCAGAGUGACAUCGAGGCGGAUCUUCGUUGUUUGCCCAUCUUUCUCUCCGGCUGCCACGAGCUCGUGGUCUUUUGUGGGCCGACUUAUCUUAGCCGCCUUUGGUGUAUCAUGGAGCUAUUCACCUUUGUGCACAUUGGCUGCAAGCUCCACGAGAUCAACGUCAUCCCUCUACUGCGGAGAGGCCAUAUCGCAGAGGACCGCGCGGCGUUGCGCGACUCCUUCCUGAAUUUCGAUGUCAUGAACUGCGACUGCUUCAACACCGCCGACAAGGAUAAGAUGCUGGACAUUAUCCAGACCGCUUUUGGGGACCUCGAGCAGUUCAACGACUCGGUGCGUUCUAUCCUCAAUGACAUCGAUUGGAUGCGCACCUGCACCCGGGAAUGGCAAUGGAGGGAUCCCUAUGCAGUGCCGGACGAUAGCCCCAUCCCUUCCAUCCCUUCGCCGAAGAAGCACUUUCUGGAUCUGAAUGUCACCAUGUAGACAUGGCUUGAAAAGGCCGUGCAACAUGGAAAGGGAACUUGACACUAUUUCUUCUCACCGCGGCUUUCCCACCUUGUGGACAUGCAGGGCAUGUCCUGGGCUCGCCUGGCGGAAAUGCACGUGCUGUACAGAUGGCCAGUGUCAGACUGAAGGUGACACAGAGCCGCUUAAUUCGAGGAGGUAAUUCCGCACACAUGUUCGAAAGAGCCAAACUCAGAGACCCGAUCGAAGUUGAUGUUGGUCAAAUUCUCCCAGGGGAGAUCUGUGGAAGACUUUUGCCCACAGCCCAGUUUGCCCGGAUUUGGGCAGUGCCUAGUUCUUCGACCGCGUGUCACGGCCAUGUUUUAUUUAGACUGCUCUGCAGUAUCAGGCCGAGUGAGCAAUUUGAAAAACCGGCACUUGGCCAACCAAUAAAAGACGUAAUUUAAUGCCCGUGCCAAGAAUUUCAAUGGC
Molecule: messenger RNA, 2248 nt
Organism: Effrenium voratum
Lineage: Eukaryota; Dinophyceae; Suessiales; Symbiodiniaceae
Source: the annotation of a GenBank genome assembly